Messenger RNA from Drosophila ananassae, 2516 nucleotides. It is a transcript of the gene Syt7, whose product is annotated as synaptotagmin-7. Gene Ontology annotation, cellular component: membrane; synapse; axon. Gene Ontology annotation, biological process: regulation of dopamine secretion; vesicle fusion; calcium-ion regulated exocytosis. NCBI's taxonomy places the organism in Eukaryota, Metazoa, Arthropoda, Insecta, Diptera, Drosophilidae. Gene Ontology annotation, molecular function: calcium ion binding; phosphatidylserine binding; calcium-dependent phospholipid binding. The transcript is spliced from 10 exons. The coding region runs from base 273 to 1523 and encodes 416 amino acids. The record is from RefSeq and is a predicted model, not a curated record.
AUGUAUUCAAUUUGUUUUCAGUGGCAUUGGUAGUUCCAAGUAAACUUAUACAAAAAAAUUGUUUAAAAAAAUUAUAUAAUCCAGUUACGGUUCUCAUAAUAAAAAAUAUAUAUAAAUAUAUUUUAUAAACUGAAAAUGUGAAAAAUUUAAUAGUUUGUCAAUAGGUAGAAACUUUGCACGGAGGAAUUUGUCAGAGAAAAACAUUUAAUAUUCUUUACAAAAAAUUCAGAAUCAAGCAUUAUAAUUAUUAAAUAUUAUAAUAAUAAUAAAAUAUGGCUAGUGUAAUUCUAAUAGCUUGUCUUGCUAUAUUGGGUUUAAUCAUAGCAAUUUCUCUUUUUUUGGCUGGAGGAUAUUUGUGGUGGAGGCACAAAAGAUCCCAAUUGCAGUUUAUUGAGCCAAAUGAAGAUGAGGAGUCAAGUAGUUACAGUCUUAGAGCUGCACAGGAUAUCACUGACACCGGAAAUCCACCAAUAAAACCACAAAUUCCGAUGACUCCGGCUUCUACAAAUCAGCUUCAAAACAACAUCAACAAAAAGUUAAAUGGAUUUUUAAGCCUAAGAACACCUUUAAUUGGCAGCUCAACGGCGCAACCCUCAAAGCCACUAAAUAUGUCUCAUGCUGGAAAUUUAAGUGAUAGCACAACAAAAGAUGCGACAAAUAAGAGUAUCUCUAUGACGGAUAUGUAUCUUGAUAGCACGGAUUCGAGUGAAAAUGUUGGACAAAUACACUUUUCUUUGGAAUAUGAUUUUCAAAAUACAACUUUAAUAUUAAAAGUCCUACAAGGAAAAGAACUUCCAGCUAAAGAUCUAAGUGGAACUUCCGAUCCUUACGUUAGAGUCACUUUACUGCCAGAUAAAAAGCAUAGAUUGGAAACCAAAAUUAAACGAAGAACCUUAAAUCCACGUUGGAAUGAAACAUUUUAUUUUGAAGGAUUUCCUAUACAAAAACUGCAAUCUCGUGUUUUGCACCUGCAUGUUUUUGACUACGAUCGGUUCUCAAGAGAUGACUCCAUAGGAGAAGUGUUCUUACCCCUCUGCCAGGUCGAUUUUGCCGGUAAGCAGUCAUUUUGGAAAGCCCUAAAGCCCCCUGCAAAGGAUAAAUGUGGAGAACUUCUUUCAUCACUUUGUUAUCAUCCUUCUAAUUCUAUUUUGACUCUGACGUUGAUUAAAGCCAGAAACCUCAAGGCUAAGGAUAUUAAUGGAAAAUCUGAUCCUUACGUAAAAGUGUGGCUUCAAUUCGGAGACAAAAAAGUGGAAAAGAGAAAAACGCCUAUAUUCACAUGUACAUUAAAUCCAGUGUUUAAUGAAUCAUUUAGUUUUAACGUUCCAUGGGAAAAAAUAAGAGAAUGCUCUUUAGACGUUAUGGUAAUGGACUUCGACAACAUUGGUAGAAACGAAUUAAUAGGUCGAAUCUUGUUAGCUGGUAAAAAUGGAUCUGGAGCUUCAGAAACAAAACACUGGCAGGACAUGAUCUCGAAACCUAGACAAACUGUAGUACAAUGGCAUCGCUUAAAACCUGAGUAACUUUUAAUGUCGUAAAAAAAAACUUUUAUUAUAAAGUGUAAAUGUAUUAAAAUGUAUUGAUUUAUACUUUAAUACAAAGCAUUUUAAAUCAACGGAUUAUAAAUGAAACUUGCACAAAAUAAAAUGAGUAAGCAAACCAACUAUUGGUGUACAUUUUAAUAGAUUAAUGGUUCUGAACAGAGCAAAAGUUUUAUACGGACUUAUAUUUAGAAUAUUAUGUAGUAAGCCGUUAAGAUUCUUUGGAUUGUAUUAGAAAUAGAUGUUCCAAAGAAAUUCUUGGAAAUUGUUAAAAACAGCUUGAUAAGCUUUGUUAAAAAAAAUUAUCCAUUUCCUUUUAAAAUUGGCCAUAAAACAUUUCUAAGACAAAAUACUAUAGAUUUAAAACAAAAAAGACCAUUCUAGAUCGAAGUCGAAAUAUAUGAACUGAAGUUAAUAAAAAUCAGAUUUAAAUAAUGUCUCAAAAAAUUAUAUUUAUUGCCGAAUUAAUACAAAUAUUUUGAAAGAAUAUUAUAACAUUAGAAUGUUAUAUAAAACUGUAUAUAAAAUGGUUAAAUUGUUGACAUUGUUAGAGAUAACAUUAUACCUUAAAUUCGUUAAAGUUAUUGAACUUAACAGUUGUUUAUUUACAGAAUAAAAAUAAUUUAAACAUAAACGCAUUAUUGCAGUAUAAAAGCAUAUAAAUGAAAAGAUUUCAUUACCACAUUUAAAAAUUUUACCAAACACUAUGAAAAUUAGCCAACCAUUGCCGGAAUAAACGUUAACUACGAAAACUUGAAAAAAUAUGAAAAAUAAAAAUGGAAACUAAAGAAACAACAUUAGUUAAAGAAGGAAUAAAUAUAUUUAUAUAAUCAAUACAUGGAAACUGAGUUUAAAAAACGAAAAAUCGAAAAUACAGCCCACCUUGAUAUUACAUAUUUGUUAUAUACCUGUUAAAAUAUUAAUAAAAUAAUUUAUUGACAUUCGUAGCUGCAAAUAAAAUAUUUUGAAAUGAUU